This is a messenger RNA of Odobenus rosmarus divergens (Pacific walrus), 1680 nucleotides long. It is a transcript of the gene TCAIM, whose product is annotated as T cell activation inhibitor, mitochondrial. Gene Ontology annotation, cellular component: mitochondrion. Bases 37 to 1527 code for a protein of 496 amino acids. The record is from RefSeq and is a predicted model, not a curated record. NCBI's taxonomy places the organism in Eukaryota, Metazoa, Chordata, Mammalia, Carnivora, Odobenidae. The transcript has 10 exons.
GGAUGCCUGGGAGUUGAUGUACAUAUAUAUUCAGAAAUGUUUUGCCACCUGAGACCUGUGAGAAGGUCAUGUCUAGAGAAGAUAUUUCCACACUGGUUUCUCUCCUCAAGAGCUUUAUCAGGAGCUGAAGCAGUCAAUGCCUUGAGGCCAUUCUAUUUUGCAGUACAUCCAGAUUUCUUUGGACAGCACCCCAGAGAAAGGGAAGUCAAUGAAAAUUCUCUUAAGAGAUUAAGUGUCUACUUAGAAAACCUCCAGAAACCAGGCUUCAAGUCUUUGAAACCAACUCAGCUUACAUUUUAUGUAAGAGAAACAGAGCAGAAUUCCUCUGAAGGCCAGGAACCCUUUAGCACUUCCGGAUUUCGAGCAGUCAAAUUUACUUUGCACACCAGAGAUCUGCUAAGCACAGUAUUGUAUAUUCUCAACUCCUGCAGUUUAUCUAUUGAACAUAUCCAAAGCUUGAAUACUAAUGUGCGUUCCCAGCCUCUCAAGGAGGCUACAAGGAUGUCUGACAGGCCCAUCAAGUGGGACAAAUCUUAUUACUACUUUACUGGAUUUAAGGACCCUCAUGAAGACCUCGAACAAGUCUCGAGAAUGGAAACAACCCUAACAUCCUGGCUAGAUAGCAAUGGGAAAAGUGCAAUUAAAAAACUGAGGAACAGUUUGCCACUUAGAAGAGAACUAGAUCGUUUAAAAGAUGAUCUGUCUCAGCAGCUGCAGCUCUCAGACAUCAGGUGGCAGAGGAGCUGGGGCAUCGCCCAUCGCUGUAGCCAGCUUCAUAGUUUAGGCCGCUUAGCACAGCACAACUUGGAAACACUUAAAAAUGCAAAAGGAUGUACAAUAAUAUUUACAGACCGAUCCGGAAUGAGUGCAGUGGGCCAUGUGAUGCUAGGAACAAUGGAUGUCCAUCAUCACUGGACAAAACUUUUUGAAAGGUUACCAAGUUAUUUUGACCUUCAGAGGAGGCUGAUGCUUUUAGAAGACCAAAUAAGCUACCUCCUCGGAGGUAUACAAGUGGUUUAUAUCGAGGAAUUGCAACCAGUAUUGACGCUUGAAGAGUAUUACUCUCUUCUUGAUGUGUUCUAUAAUAGACUGGUGAAAAACAGAAUACCCUUUCACCCUCGAAGUCUGCGUGGUUUACAGAUGAUCCUUAACAGUGACAGAUAUGCUCCAAGCUUGCAUGAACUCGGGCACUUUAACAUCCCAAGCCUCUGUGACCCAGCAAACCUCCAGUGGUUUAUCCUUACCAAAGCCCAGCAGGCAAGAGACAACAUGAAAAGAAAAGAAGAGUUAAAGGUUAUUGAAAAUGAAUUGAUACAGGCUUCAACGAAAAAAUUUUCUCUGGAAAAGUUUUAUAAGGAGCCCAGCGUUUCUAGUAUACAAAUGGUGGAUUGUUGUAAGAGACUUCUAGAACAGUCACUGCCUUACCUACAAGGGAUGCACCUCUGCAUUUCACAUUUUUAUUCUGUUCUUCAAGAUGGAGACCUUUGUAUUCCUUGGAAUUGGAAGGAUGGAGAAGCCAUUAAGUAACACAGAAAUCUGUGUUAUUUUUGAAGAGCUAAGAAACUGUUAAACUAAUUUAAAUCCACAAUUUGAUAUAACAGUAUUAUUUACAUAUUACAAGAACGAAGUUUCUAACUGCUGCUCUAAAAGUAGAACUUUUUUUAAAAUUAAUCUCUGCUA